GAGGUCUGCAGUCGGUGCAUCAGCCGUUUCUGUCAGCACCAUCACCAUCAUCCGCGGGGGUUGAAACCGGUUGACGCGGCGGGCACUCUUUAAUCGUCUAUUUCACAUGAGGCUGUUCGUGCAGUUUGAAGAGAAAGAGUAGCUACGCAGUUGUAUGUGAACCGAUGAGUAACCUCCUGAGGCGUCUGCUCAAAAGUGAGAGGCCUGAGUAGGACUUGGAUAUUCAUCAUAUUAAGGCUACAGCAGAAGAGCUGAAGGCGUCGUAUCGGAGGCUGUGCAUGCUCUACCAUCCUGACAAACAUCGAGACCCAGAGCUGAAAAGACAAGCUGAACAGCUUUUCAACCAGGUGCACCGGGCGUAUGAAGUGCUGAGUGAUGAUCACUCCAGAGCCAUCUAUGACAUCUUUGGGAAGAAAGGGCUGGAGGUGGAAGGCUGGGAGGUGGUGGAGAGGAAGAGGACUCCAGCAGAAAUCCGAGAGGAGUACGAAAGGCUGCAAAGAGAAAGAGAAGAGAGGAGACUGCAGCAAAGAACUAACCCCAAGGGCACCAUCAGUGUAGGUAUAGAUGCAACAGACCUGUUUGACCGCUAUGAUGAGGACUUUGAAGAGAUGCCAGGAGGAGGCUUUCCGCAUAUUGAAAUCAACAAGAUGCACAUUUCCCAGUCCAUAGAGGCUCCUUUGACGAACUCUGACACAGCAGUGCUGUCUGGUUCUCUCUCCACACACAAUGGAAAUGGAGGUGGCAACAUUAACAUGACUGUAAGAAGGGUUACAUCAGCCAAGGGCUGGGGAGAGGUGGAGUUUGGUGCAGGAGACAUACUGGGACCUCUCAUAGGACUGAAAUUACUGCGGAACAUCACUGCGCGGUGUUUCGUGACAGCACAGUGUGGACUGCAGUUCUCUCCCCGAGGUUUGCGACCAAGCUGUUCUCUGAUGACCGCACGUCACCUCGACCAAAACACUAUGGGCUACCUUCAGUGGCGCUGGGGGCCCAACAGCGCCAUGACCACCAGCCUGGUCCGAGAUACGAAGAGCAGCCACUGCACUUUGGCUCUGCAGCUGGGUGUGCCACAUUCCUACCUGAUGAUGAGCUACCAGUACAAGUUCCAGGAUGAAGACCAGACUAAAGUGAAAGGUUCUAUCAAGACCGGCUGGUUUGGCUCGGUGGUGGAAUACGGCGCGGAAAGAAAGAUCAGCCGACACAGUAUCCUGUCAGCCACCGUCAGCAUUGGCGUCCCUCAGGGAGUUACGCUCAAGAUCAAGUUAGCACGUGCCAGUCAAACGUACCUGUUUCCAAUCCACCUGACGGAUCAGCUGCUGCCCAGUGCUGUGUUUUACGCCACUGUUGGACCGCUGCUGGUCUACAUGGCCGUCCACAGGCUCGUCAUCAUCCCAUAUACACAAGCACAAAAAGAGCAAGAAUUGGAGCUGCAGAGGAAGAGCUCUGCCACAGACAUUGCCAAGAAGAAGCAAGAGGCAGAAUCUGCUGUUCUGCUGAUGCAGGAGUCUGUGAGGAGAAUCAUAGAAGCAGAAGAAUCCAAGAUGGGUCUGAUCAUCCUGAAUGCCUGGUACGGGAAGUUUGUGUCAGACACCAGCCAGAAGCAGGAGAAAGCCAAGGUCAUUGAUGUCACUGUGCCGCUGCAGUGCCUGGUUAAAGACUCCAAACUCAUCCUCACCGAGGCCUCGAAGACGGGGUUACCGGGCUUCUAUGACCCUUGUGUGGGAGAGGAGAAGAGUCUUAAACUGCUUUACCAGUUCCGAGGUGUGAUGCACCAAGUUAUCUCAGCGGACACUGAGCCCCUACGGAUACCCAAGCAAUCUCACAAAAUUGAGUCAGAGUCCUAGGGGCUCACAGCCCAAUGCAGAAGACGCAGACUCCGAGUAAACACAAGAAUUGGAUUUUGGAGGGGACACAUUGCAAAUAAGCCAGUUACUCUCCUCUGGUCCUCUUCUGCCGUGGUAUUAGUGAACCUGUUUAUCAACCGCCUCCUCUCCACUGUUCCCCGCGGGCCUUCUCCCAGAUUCGGCAGCACAGAGGUCAGCGCAGAGUUUCGACAAGGUGUUACCCUUUGACAGUGCUGCUCAAAUAUCUGCCUGCUGCAGGAGAUCAGGCGUCGGUCCUGUUAUUUUAUAUAUGCACUACACAGAAUCCCAGAGUGGUGACCACUCUGUUAAACGUGCACAGGUAGAUUUAAAGCUGUUCUCUUGGCAUUUGUUGUGUCAAGUGUAUACAAAUGAACUGUGCUGUCAUUUUAGCCCAUGUCAUAGCCUUCUAUAUGUCAGUCCGUACAUCUCCCAUGUAUGUGUAUUAGUUUGGUAGUGUUGAAUGUAAUGUAGUAAGAUACCAGUCACUUCACUGACUCGUGUACAGGUUCAGAGUGACCCUAUGCAUCAUGAUGUCUGCACAGCUCUGAGGAACAGUUCUCAUUUUUUGUUUUCUUGUUGGAAAUGUAAUGUGAUACGUUUGCUGCUCAUAGUUCAGAACAUACAAACCGGUGCUUAAAACGUGGACCUGUAAAGUUGGAUAUAUGAAAGUAGAGGGAGGGAACGCAAAAGUGAUGCCCUCUAAUGGCAGAGAUCCAACAAAGGAGACACAGAUAUUUCAGACCAGAGUGCAGUUAAAUUCAUUUAUUGCUGAUUUCACUGAUUUGCAUCAGUUUAUUGGUUCGGUUGGAGUAGAUGCAGACCUCUGAUAUCGUGAUGAAAUAUCAGUAUGAAGCGAGGCUCUUAUUCCUGGCUGGAUGCAGCCAGUAGGGGGCGUAGACGAGCGCCUCCCCUCAUGUAGGUGUGCUGCAGUCACUGAGGCAGGAGAUAACUGUAGUGUUACUGUAGCAGACCUAACCCUUUUUACAGGUUGUUACAUUUCACCAGUUUGAAUUUAAAUUUAGUGUAUAAUAAUGUUUGUUGUCAAUAUUGUACUUAAUCUUCUCUUAUUCUUUUAAAAAUGUCAGAUUUAAAUGAAUUCUAAACGCUGUAAACUUUUUGUAUAACAAGCAAAAAUGUUUGUUCAGUCAUUCGUUCCAGUUCCAUUUAAAUUACCGUUCAAUAAUGCAUUCUUUUUGGAAAACAUUUGCGGCACAAAUGUACAAAAUCUUUUCAUAUCAAAUGCACCAUAUGGCCAGGAGCUCACGUGUAAUGAGUUCUGGGUCUUAUCUAGCGUUGGGGUCAGUAGCUUUCAUACUGGAAGUACACAAAGGGAAGAGCAGCUAAAAGGUUUUCCCUUAUUUUGAUGGGAAACCCUGUAAUAAACUGCUGGUAAUCUAUGAACAUAGUACUGUAGGAUACAUGUGAACAUAAUUAAAUAAAAAGUCAUUUUUUGCACAAACUAUAUAGUAGCAGCGUUUGAGGUUACAGUAGUUUUCACCCAAGGGAUGCUGAAGAAUCUUAUGUUCAUGCUCUACAUUUUGUCCCACGAGGAGCAUCUAAGAAAAUAGUGGUGUCCAAUUGACCUUGUGUGGCAUCUGUCUUUUGAUUGAUUCUGCCAUUAGUGGUCACUUGGAGAAUCGUCCAUCUCUGCCCAUCUCUAAGGUGAAACUUAGAAUGUCCUUGGGUUGGGGUCAUUACUACAGUAGCUACUUUGCACUAACUGUUACCAACAGUACUUCGUCUUUUUAUUGUUACGUUUCUUUGACAGCUGGUCACCUCUGCUCUAGUGCCACCAUGAGGUCGGCAGAAAGACUGCUUCCUGUUGCAUUUCACAGUUUCAACCAACCUGAUCCAUAUUAAUAUGUAAAUGUUCUGUAUGUGUGAGGAGCCCAUGUUCUCAUUAUUGUGAAGACUGCAAUAAAUAUGAACAAAUCUGC
Betta splendens (Siamese fighting fish) is the source of this 3802-nucleotide messenger RNA. It is a transcript of the gene dnajc11b, whose product is annotated as dnaJ homolog subfamily C member 11. Gene Ontology annotation, biological process: cristae formation. The transcript is spliced from 16 exons. NCBI's taxonomy places the organism in Eukaryota, Metazoa, Chordata, Actinopteri, Anabantiformes, Osphronemidae. The record is from RefSeq and is a predicted model, not a curated record. Bases 279 to 1844 code for a protein of 521 amino acids.